Zonotrichia leucophrys gambelii is the source of this 2573-nucleotide messenger RNA. RefSeq names its product carboxypeptidase A6 (gene CPA6). The coding region runs from base 234 to 1541 and encodes 435 amino acids. The transcript is spliced from 11 exons. Gene Ontology annotation, molecular function: metallocarboxypeptidase activity; zinc ion binding. NCBI's taxonomy places the organism in Eukaryota, Metazoa, Chordata, Aves, Passeriformes, Passerellidae. Gene Ontology annotation, biological process: proteolysis. The record is from RefSeq and is a predicted model, not a curated record.
ACGGGCGUCCUCCCCCGGCUUUCUGCCCUCGCCGCUGGCCACCAGCGACACCUCCGAGCGCCCCGCUCCUCCCGGCUCCGGCCGCGGCUUUGUGUGCGCGGCAUCAGCCGCCACCUGGGGCGGGCGCGGCGGCGGCGCUGGUGUCGGAGGUGCCGGUGCCAGGGGCGCCGGUGUCGGAGGUGCCGGUGCCGCGGUUGGCUGUGCCGGCGGUGACGGGGGUGACUGUGCCGGCGAUGACGGCGCGGCCCCGCACGAUGCCGCUCCGCGGGCUCCUGCCCCUUUGUCUGCUCUGCCUCCAGGCUGCGCUACCGCUCCGCGGCCACCGCGGCCGCUACGCCGGUGAUAAAGUCAUACGAGUUGUUCCUGAGAGCGAGAGGGAAACACAGAUCCUGAGGGCUGCAUUCAACAGGCUUAAGGUGGACUUGUGGCAGCCCAGCAGCCCCUUCCACAUCGUCGAAGGCGCCGUCGCUGACGUGCGAGUCCCGCAGAACGCGACGCGGAGCCUGCUGCCCUUCCUCCAGCAAGCAAACAUCCCGUACACGAUUCUCAUAUCAGACCUACAGCAAGCAAUAGAAAACCAAACUGCAGGGAGGUCCCAUAGGAGUCGAAGGUCCCUCCCUGGGUAUAACUAUGAAGUCUACCACUCCCUGGAAGAGAUUGAGGACUGGAUGCAUUAUCUGAAUAGAACUUAUUCAGAUCUUGUUCAGAUGUUCUCUGUUGGAAAAUCCUAUGAAGGGAGACCACUGUAUGUACUCAAGAUAGGUAAAAGAUCACGGCCCUACAAGAAAGCUGUCUGGAUAGACUGUGGGAUUCAUGCAAGAGAGUGGAUUGGCCCAGCCUUUUGCCAGUGGUUUGUGAAAGAAGCUCUUCAGACAUACCAGACUGAUCCUGACAUGAAAAAGAUGCUAACUCAGCUGUAUUUCUAUAUCAUGCCUGUAUUUAAUGUGGAUGGAUAUCAUUUCAGCUGGACAAAUGAUCGAUUUUGGAGAAAAACAAGAUCAAAGAACAUGAGGUUUCACUGCCAUGGUGUUGAUGCUAAUCGCAACUGGAAAGUGAAAUGGUGUGAUGAAGGAGCUUCACUGCACCCAUGUGAUGACACUUACUGUGGUCCUUUCCCCGAGUCUGAGCCUGAAGUCAAGGCUGUUGCUCACUUUCUCCGCAAACACCGGAAACAAAUAAAAGCCUAUUUGUCCUUCCAUGCCUAUGCACAGAUGCUGCUGUACCCUUACUCCUACAAAUAUGCAACCAUUCCAAACUUCAACUGUGUGGAAUCAGCAGCCUAUAAUGCUGUUAAUGCUCUCCAGUCAGCCUAUGGUGUAAGAUACAGAUAUGGCCCUGCAUCCAGCACUUUGUAUGUGAGUUCUGGCAGCUCUAUGGACUGGGCUUACAAAAAUGGCAUCCCAUAUGCAUUUGCAUUCGAGCUGCGUGACACUGGCCAUUUCGGAUUUUUGCUUCCUGAAAUGCUGAUCAAACCAACCUGCACAGAGACCAUGCUUGCAGUUAAAAAUAUAACUCUUCACUUGCUGAAGAAAUGUCAUUGAGAUGGAUUUCUAGGAGCUGGAAGUAAACAUUUUACUCCUAGUGUUGUUGCCUUUCAGUGUGUUCAGUUGCCAUUCUAAGUUUGGCCACUUCAGAAUUCCAGAAGCUAAUGGGAAGGAAAUGUGAUAUUGUUUCUGCCAAAUUAACUUAGAGGAAAAUGGAAAAAAAAAAAUCAUUCAAUAUCUGCUCUUUUAAAGUCCAUAAAGCUGAUAUACUAACUUAGUUACCAGUUUGGCGCAGAACAUUUUUGCAAUAAAACCUUUAUUCUGCAAUUUCAGUGAGGCCAGUUCUAAAAUAAAGUGCCACUGCCAGGCAGUUCCAGGCCUUACGCCUUUCCCUAAUAUGAAGACCUCUCAGGGGGUCUCUCGAACCAAGGGACAAAGUUUACAUUCAUGUAAAUAUACCCUGUGACCCAGCACAGGCCUGUAUCUACAGCAAUAAAUGCCUUAUAGUGGUAGCUGGCUGCACUGCAAGUGGCAGUGUGGCUUCCUUCUGCGUGUAUACAUACAUACAUACAUACAUACAUAUAUAUAUGCACUUUUGUGAUUUUUUGAAUUCAUAUUAUGCAAUAAUUUGAACCAAGGCUUCUUUUAACUGUUCAGAGAAAUCUACUUUCAAAUGUAUAUAAUUGGUGUGGACUCAAAAUCAACAUACUGUCAUUGAAAAUGUAACUUUCCUAGUGAUGUGUAAGAAUUAUAAUACUAUUGAGCUAGACAAUGUUCUGCUUUAUGAAGAGACAAAGCAACUUGCCAUGACUUGGAUCUCUGCUGCAGAUAGUGACUGCCUAUUUCCACCAGCCAAGGAUUUAGCCUUAAACUGUAAUUAACUGAUGUUUUAUUUAUCAAUAUUCUUGCAGUGAGUUCUGUGGCUCUUUGGCUAUGUGGCUCUUCUUCCUGGAAGCUGUAUUGUUUUGCAUGUUUUAAAGGAAUUAAUAAAUUUUUAAUGGAUUCUUAAGUGACACAGAGGUGAAGGUAGAAGCCUUACAGAUGAAAUAAAGUGAAUAAGCACCAUGCUGAAAGAAUAAUGAAAGUACA